CGUCUCCUUCUUACACAUGGGAUAGUACCGUUACUCAUAAUGAAUUCAGAUGAUCUUCAUCUUGGUAGCGUGAACAAAAUGACUAUCUCGACCACGAAAAAAAUUACACUUUAUUUAGUUCGUCGCUCAUAGAAAGUCAUGACAGAAAACGAAAUGAAUCUCGUCGAAGAAGAGAAGAAAAAUUUUAAAUCGUCAGAAUCGCGACAACAACAAAUUCCAAUACCACAACCCACGGUUAUAGAAAAAUACUUUUUUUUAACGAUAUUCAUAGCGGGAAUAUCAGUUCUAACGAUAUUAGCGAUAGCCGCAGAGGAAUGUAGACAAUGCUUCCAAAAAAUAUCAGACGAUCAUGUUCUGGAUCCGGAAAAACCACAAAAAACAUAUUGGGCGUAUGGGAAAAACGUCGAGGGUGGACAUUUAAGAGAAGUUUUCACUGUAUUGGACAGGUUGGGAUACAGAAGAGAGGAUAAUACAACUGAUUGGGAUCUCCUUUGGGCGCAUGAUUAUCCUUUCGGAGAAUUGUACUAUGAAUUGUAUAAUUUGAAAGCUCAUCAGAAGGUGAAUCAUUUUCCAGGUUGUGGCCACAUAACCAACAAAGUAAAUUUAGCCACCAGUGGCUUGCAGUACAUCCCGCCCGCCUUUAAGUUACCAGUUGACAAAGAUAAGUUACUCAACUACGCCAAAAAUCACCCAAACGUGACUUUCAUACAGAAAAAUAACGACCAUCGCCAGGUCAAAAUCAAGAACAUCGAUGAGAUCGAUUUAGACAAAGAGGGAACGUUUCUUCAAGAAUAUAUUGAAAAACCGUUGCUGGUAAACGGCCAUAGAUUUGACAUUGGUAUAUAUACCGUAAUUACGUCUGUGGAACCUUUAAGGGUGUAUAUUUAUAAUGGAGAAGGGCUUUUAAGAUUCUGUCCAGUAAAAUACCAUCCUUUCGACCCUCAAAAUUUGGACAAGUACGUAGUUGGCGACGACUAUUUACCAAUAUGGGAAGUUCCUGCCUUAGAUUACUUCUACAACCAAUUGGGCUUAGGUAUGAGAGACAGUCUCAACGCCUACUUGAGCACGAAAAACCAAGAUCCCAGCGUAAUUUGGCGGCAAAUCGAAGACGCCAUAAGAAAAGUGAUUUUAGCCAAAGAACCACAAAUUGUGGAAUCAUUAAGAAGAUUCAAAUCAAAGAGGAACUUCUUUGAACUGAUGAGAUUUGACUUCGUAAUAGACGAAGACCUCAAGAUCUUCUUAUUAGAGGCAAAUAUGAGUCCUAAUUUAUCUUCAGCUCAUUUUCCACCAAAUAAAUUGUUAUACCAACAAGUUUUAUAUAAUACUUUAGGACUUGUAGGUGUAGGAGAAAACAUUUAUAGGAGUUCCUUAGCUGUAAGGUCAAAAUCGGAAGAAGAAAUGCUAGUAUCUGAUAAAAUGAUUGCAGUAUUUCCGAAUAUUUGCAACAGUAACGCUUGUCGUGCAAGCUGCAUGUCACUGGAAUGUCAGUUAUGUAAACCUUGCAUCUCUCCAGAUACUAGGAACCAUUUGGUAGCAACUGUUAAGGAGCACUUUCGAAGAGGCGAUUCAAAAAGAAUAUUUCCACCGCCAAUGAGACAAGAAGAAGCUCUAAGAGGAAUCAACGUUGAUGAAUAUUCAUCAGAAAACCAAUUGCUGUACAAAUGGUUCCAAGGGAAAUGUAUUCUAGACGAGUCUUGGUGUUAAUUAAGAGUGUGUUGUAUAUAUCUAAUAUAAGUACCGAAAUGAUCAAUAUUGUAAUAAAGUACCGUUUAUUUAUUUAAAAUCAGAUUAUUUUUACUAAAAUGCUAACUAAAUUUAUUUGUACUUAGAACUAAUUUAUAUUAACAAUAUUUAUCUUUACUACUUGGGUAUUUAUCUUCAAUUUAACUUCUAUCUAUAUAUAAAAUUAGGCGUACCGAACCUGUC
Psylliodes chrysocephalus is the source of this 1926-nucleotide messenger RNA. Lineage: Eukaryota; Metazoa; Arthropoda; Insecta; Coleoptera; Chrysomelidae. The record is from the annotation of a GenBank genome assembly.